This is a messenger RNA of Fusarium vanettenii 77-13-4, 1554 nucleotides long. RefSeq lists its product as uncharacterized. The record is from RefSeq and is a predicted model, not a curated record. NCBI's taxonomy places the organism in Eukaryota, Fungi, Ascomycota, Sordariomycetes, Hypocreales, Nectriaceae. Gene Ontology annotation, biological process: regulation of DNA-templated transcription. Bases 1 to 1554 code for a protein of 517 amino acids. Gene Ontology annotation, molecular function: zinc ion binding; DNA-binding transcription factor activity, RNA polymerase II-specific. The transcript has 3 exons.
AUGGUCAAUACGGGUAAACCGAGCAGAGCGUGCGCGACGUGCAAGAAGAGGAAGAUUAAGUGUGACUUGCUUUCACCAGCAUGUUCUCAGUGCACGAAAUCUGGGUGGAAGUGUCCAGGCUUCCCUUCAGAGGCAGAUGUCAACUUUCGCAACCAGACGGGGAUUGUGCAAAAGAAGAACAAACUCGUUCCUCCUAACGCCGUCUCUGUCCUUGGGGCAAGAACACAGAGUGUCUCUCCAUCGACCGCGGACCAGGCGAUCAGCUUCUUCAUUCAGCAGUACGUCCUCACCAUCAACGGUGCAUCGAGCUCUGCACCCCCAAGGGGCAACCAUGAGUACCUCCCCGGCCUCUUGCGAAAUGAAACGUCUUCGUUUGGGGUGCUUAGUACCAUCACGGCAGCUGCAGGCCUUGCAGCUCUGUCCAACGCAGGUAACGCUCCUGCAUGGCGAUCUGAGGCGUUCCAGAUGUACGGAAAAGCUAUUCGACAGCUACGAGAUGCUAUCCAAGAUCCUGUUGAACAGGUAUCAGAUCAAACCCUAGCUGCAGUCAUGCUUAUGGGGAUGUUCGAGGUGAAUUCGGUAUACUUCCUUGCAAAAUUACAGCUAACUGGAUCGCAGACUAUUGCGUCCGCCGACGUGAGCUCCAUGCAGUCCUUCAGCCAUCACACCAUUGCCGCAGCACAAUGCAUCGAGAUGCGUGGUCCAGGCCAGUUCAAAAGCGAGGCCUCCCUCAAGCUCUUUAUCCAGAUGCGUCGCAUCAUUGUCAUGACAAGCCACCAGCUGCAGGAACCCAUCCCCUACGCACUGACAAAAUGGUCCAAGUGGGCAGAGCGCAUGGACAUCAAGGAACUCGAGCCAGCCAAUCGCUUCGCUGAGAUCAAUGAGAUUCUUGCGAGGGCUAGGGCCGAACUCAAGUACCAAGACAUCAAGGAUCCUGAGACAGUGGCUGCACGUCUGCUCCCCAUCGAUGAUUUGCUGAAUGAAUGGGCCCGGUCACUGCCUCCUAGUUGGUCUUACAAAUCUUACCGAUCUUUAGGGCCCGGCGGGACGCCGUCCAGCGGGUAUGAUCAGCAAUACGACAUGUAUUACGAUCCAUGGGUUGCUUGUGUCUGGAACAGCUACCGCAACAUCCGACUCCUUAUCCACGAGUCCAUCAUUGCGGCGACACUCAAGUACGGCACGGAAGAUCAGAAAAUCAACCUUCAGAGCUCAGGCAAAGUGUUAGUCGACAUGGCAAACGGCAUCUGUCAUAGCGCUGCGUAUCAUCUCGGUCACCAACCCGGCGACAGGGAAGUCGGGGGUGUCAGACAGUUCACCUAUUCGGCGGAUAUCGCCACUCCAGGAGGGUGGCUUCUCCUGUGGCCUCUGUUCUUUUCCGCCAUGUUGAGAACUACGCCCAAAGAACAGAGGCAAUGGGUGGCAAAGACGAUCAGGCAGAUGGGUCUGCAGAUGGGACUUCGGUUGGCCAUGUCCAUGGCGACCAUGCUGGAGGAGCGGGAGCUGUCAUUUUCGCACAACGACACCUUCUUCUUGGGGACAUGGCAUCCGAACUGA